AUGGAUUGUGAAGAAGAGAACCAAAUAAGAUUUAAUGAGACAAAUUUAUUAGAUGAUAUAACAUUUAAUAAUUCUACAACCUUGCUAAUUGAAGAUAUUAUUGAUUUGACAGCUGAAAAUAAUUAUAAAUUA
Messenger RNA from Cetraspora pellucida, 132 nucleotides. The record is from the annotation of a GenBank genome assembly. NCBI's taxonomy places the organism in Eukaryota, Fungi, Glomeromycota, Glomeromycetes, Diversisporales, Gigasporaceae.